Molecule: messenger RNA, 2181 nt
Organism: Dovyalis caffra
Lineage: Eukaryota; Viridiplantae; Streptophyta; Magnoliopsida; Malpighiales; Salicaceae
Source: the annotation of a GenBank genome assembly
AUGGAGCAGAAACAGAACAUAGAGCAGUUCAAAGGUCAAACAAGAUUACCGAAGUUUGCCACCCCUGAUCGUUAUGACCUUCACCUCAAACCUGAUCUUUCAGUCUGCACUUUUUCUGGCACCAUAUGUAUUAACCUUAGAAUCAUUGAACCCACUAAGUUUAUUGUUUUAAAUGCUCUUGAACUCAAUAUCCAAGGAGUCCUGUUCACUAACUCACAGAACCAACAGCAGUAUCAUCCAUGUGAUGUUGUUUUGGAUGAAGAUGACAAGAUACUUGUCUUGGUCUUCGAAGAAACACUUGAUGUUGGGGAUGGAACGCUACGGAUUGACUUUUCUGGGAUCCUUAAUGAGCAUUUGAGGGGGUUCUACAGAUGUUCUUACAUGGAUGAAGAAGAGAAGAAGAAUAUGGCAGUUACUCAGUUUGAAGCAGUGGAUGCAAGGAGGUGUUUUCCAUGCUGGGAUGAACCUGCUCUUAAGGCAACCUUCAAAACUACUAUUGAUGUACGGUUAGAGUUGACAGCUUUGUCUAAUAUGCCAAUCAUCGAUGAAAAGCUUAAUGGGGAUGUCAAGACUGUUUAUUUCGAGGAGUCUCCUCUCAUGUCAACUUAUUUGGUGGCUGUUGUUAUUGGGUUAUUCGACCAUAUCGAAGACACAACAGCUGAUGGGGUCAAGGUUCGUAUGUACUGUCCUCUGGGUCAGAGUAAUAAAGGGAAAUACGCUUUAAGUAUUGCAGUCAAGGCACUUGAUUUAUUUACUAAGUACUUCUCAAUGCCUUACCCACUUCCUAAGUUGGAUAUGGUUGCUGUCCCUGAAUUUUCUGGUGGAGCUAUGGAGAAUUAUGGUCUAAUAAUUUAUCGUGAAAUUGAGUUACUUUAUGAUGAUUUGCAGUCUACAGCUGCUAGAAAGCAGAGAAUUAGUUACAUGGCGACGGAUAGCUUGUUUCCUGAGUGGAAAAUAUGGACUCAGUUUCUUCAACAAACCAAUGGUGGCUUGUGUAUCGAUGCACUAGAAGGAUCCCAUCCGAUUGAGGUGGAGAUACACCAUGCUCGUUCAGUGAGUGAAAUCUUUGAUGCUAUCAGCUAUAAGAAGGGAUCUGCUAAAGCCUUGAGCUCAUACAUGGAAAAAUACGCUUGGAAAAAUGCGAAGACAGAAGAUUUAUGGAGCAUGCUUUCAGCGGAAUCUGGUGUUCAAGUGAACUCAAUGAUGGACAGUUGGACAAAGCAAAAAGGGCAUCCAGUCAUUUCUGUAAAAUCUGACGACCACUUCUUAGAAUUUGAACAGUCACAAUUCCUGUCAUCUGGUUUGCAUGGUGAGGGGAAAUGGAUUGUUCCAAUAACUUUGGCCCUUGGCUCUUACAAUAGACGCAAGAAUUUCCUGUUGGAGUCAAAAGUUGAAAGGGUGGAUGUCUGCUAUAGUGUUUUGGAGAUGUUGAUAGACGCCAUCCCAGCUUCAGUGAAUGAGUUGAGGACGUUUUUCAUCAACCUCCUCCUAUUUUCUUCUGAAAAAUUAGGUUGGGAAUCAGUGCUGGGAGAGAUCCACUUAAAUGCACUGUUAAGAGGAGAAAUCUAUACAGCCUUGGCUACAUUUGGGCACGAUAAAACUCACAGAGAAGCAAUGCAGCGGUUUCAAUCUUUGUUAAAUGACAGAACCACGACUCUUCUUUCAACUGAUACGAAAAAGGCUGCAUACAUAGCUAUAAUGAGGAAUGCUAGCUCCAGAAAUAGGAGUGGUUUUGAGUCCUUGUUGAAGAUAUUGAGAGAAGCCGAUGCAGUGCACGAGAAGGAACGUGUUUUGGGAUGUAUAGCUUCCUGUCCAGACCCAGAUAUAGUUCUAGAAGGCCUAAACCUGCUGGUGUCUGAUGAGGUUCGUGAUCAGGACAUUAUCUAUGGACUUAAUGGCAUAAGUUUAGAGGGCCGCAAAAUAGCAUGGAAAUGGUUGAAGAAGAACUGGGAACAAAUCUUGAACAAAUAUGGUGAUGGACUUCUAAUCACCCAUUUCAUCAGAGAUAUUAUCUCACGGAGGAUAAGCAAUGAAAAGGCUGAUGAAGUGGAAGAAUUUUUCGCCACUCGAGCAACUCCAGGGAUUGCUAUGAAUUUGAAGCAAAGCAUAGAGCAAGUAAGAAUCAAGGCAAGGUGGGUUCAAAACAUGGGUUCAAAACACAAAGCAAGAAAGUUCCCUUAA